GCUAAAUUUUAUUAUCAAAAUCGCAAACAGGACUUAGUUUAAACAUAUUAUGCGUUGUGUUCAAGACAUGAAAUACCAAUAUUUUCAUAUUGACCUUUGCUUCAUGCGCUUCUCAAUACUGAACUGCCAAUCAGAAAUGCAAAACAACUCAACAGAACACGCCUAUCGAUGAUUUCAAUUUAAUCUGUAUGCAGACACUUAUGUUAUCUGCCAAGGACAUUAACAACAGAACCAUUGGAAUAGCUUGAUAUCAGUUUUGAAUUAGACACCCUAAUUCAGUACAACAGGGCAUAAACUCGGCUGAGGACAUUUUCCCGAUCAUGGCCAGUAGGGUACCAGUAUGUUCCUGUCCAACACCAACUACAGACAAGGGUAACGACCAAAACAGACAAGGGAAACUGAUGAGGCUGAGGAAGUGGAGACUGCUUAUCCGCCUUGUAAUAGGCUUGAGCCUUGUAGGAAUGUAUGUGUACAUUAAUUUACAGAGCUUUGCCUACUAUACAAACAGGAUGUGGGCUCCAGUAGUUUCUUGUCAGAACAGCAAACUAGAAAUGGAUCAGCUGCUGGAAAUUACAUACAAAGUUCACAAAAUAUUAGACGACAUGAAAAUUCGGCAUUGGUUGAUGUAUGGUUCCAUUUGGGGAGCACGUCGUAUCGGCAAACCGCUACCAUGGGACAAUGAUGUCGACAUUGGAUUUGAUGGUGAAGGAAGAUUUGCAGAUAUGACCUUGAGUGAAUUUCUCGCUCCUUUUACGGCAGCAGGUCUUAAAGUAAACAACAAGUGGAUGCAGAGUGGAACCAUAGUAAUUCACAAAGAGGAUUUGUGGUUGUCUGUGGAUCUGUUCGCAUUCUACAAUCAUGGAGGCACUAUGAGGAGGAGAGGGCUUGAGGCAUGGUUUUUUGCUCUCAAUUACAGGACAUAUCACUCAUUUCCUGCGUGGCUGGUGGAACCAGAACUACCUCAAGUGAAAUUUGGAUUCUUCAAUAUCUCCAUCCCUAAAGGAGGUAAUGAGAUUUUGAAGCACUUGUACCCUUAUAACUGGUGGAAAGAAGUACGCCCUGGUGGGUGCUGAGCUUGAUAUAAUUUAAAAAAGAAAUAGUUUCCAGUAAUAAGUUAUUGUUAAGGUUAAAUUAUGGAAUUUUAAAUAGAUGUUUAAAGAUGUAAUUUUAUUACACUGCAUAUAAAUUUGCAAAAAAAAAAUUACUCAAGAUGUUACAACGUUUACAGCUUACAUUUUCUAGGAGGGAUUUCUAUGUGUCUUUUACACGAAACUGAUUAUAGUAUUACUUAGUUGAUAUCUUGCAGGGAGUUCUUAAGAUAGACCCAUUUCUUUUUUAAGAAUUUUGUUAAAUGCGUUUUUUGUCAAGUGCCAUUUGUUUUGCGACCUUCUUAGAAUUGAUAACUGCUAAAACUGCCUAGCCAUAUUUCAUGUGAAAUGUUUCAGCUGUUUUUCUGAAUAUUUCUCAUUUUGUAUUAUUCUGUGUUGCAGUUUACAGAAACAAACUGCAGUUGGUGAUCAAUACUUUAGUUCUCAAGACUUGCAGAUUGUGAAUCAAUAUUUUAUUAAUAGGAGAAAUUAGAUGAUGAUCUUAAUAACAAAGAAAGCUAUUGGUGAUAUUUGCACACACAAUUUGAAUGCACACAAUUUUUUAGUGGUCGGACUGCUGCCUUUUUACAUGUAUUUGGAACAGUAAUUAUUAACCUGAGAGGACACUUACUGAUAGUAUAGAUGGCAAAACCCAUUUUAUGAGCCAAAGUUGAGCCCAGCAACAGUAUAACUAUGUCCCAACUCCUUGUUGUUUCGAACAUGGCAAAUGGUGGACGGAAAAGUCUGCAUACAAGCCAAGUGGCCCAGCAGGCCGGCACUUAUCUCCGGUUUCAGUGGCAUGCAUUGAUUAGGAGUAUUUCUACUCCCCCCUGGAUGGGAUGCUAGUCGUCCUAGUCCAUCGCUGGGUUUGCCGGCACCCAUUUAUACCCCUGCCCUCUGACGGGGGUGGGGAGAGGCAAUGUGAGAGUUCUUUAAGUGUCUUGCC
Messenger RNA from Orbicella faveolata, 2034 nucleotides. Its product is annotated as ribitol 5-phosphate transferase FKRP-like. Lineage: Eukaryota; Metazoa; Cnidaria; Anthozoa; Scleractinia; Merulinidae. The record is from RefSeq and is a predicted model, not a curated record.